AUGUCAGAUCUACAGAAAUUACCCCCUAAAAUCCAAUACUUGAAACUAAAGCGUACAACGGAACUUAAUAAUAAACUCAGAAAAGAACUAGCAAGGGAAAGAAUCACAGCUUCAAAUGCCUGUUUAAAAUUAAUAGAAUAUACGUCGACUACGAAAGACUAUGCAAUACCUGAAGUCUGGGGUUAUAUGAAACCUGGUGAAAAUCAUUUUCGUGAUACCGGCAGACUUAAAUACAAUAGGGGUGAUAAGUCAGGUAAAGAUAUGACUUGUUGUAUAAUUAUGUAG
Eremothecium sinecaudum is the source of this 285-nucleotide messenger RNA. It is a transcript of the gene STE18, whose product is annotated as Ste18p. Gene Ontology annotation, molecular function: G-protein beta-subunit binding. Gene Ontology annotation, cellular component: heterotrimeric G-protein complex. The transcript has a single exon. The coding region runs from base 1 to 285 and encodes 94 amino acids. The record is from RefSeq and is a predicted model, not a curated record. Lineage: Eukaryota; Fungi; Ascomycota; Saccharomycetes; Saccharomycetales; Saccharomycetaceae. Gene Ontology annotation, biological process: G protein-coupled receptor signaling pathway.